CCAAGUUUAAUUGGGUUUUGGCUGGAAAAGGAAGGGGUUCCAACUUCUCCAUCUGCGUUUAAAUUCGCGAUCACUACGCCUCUCCAUAAGCAAACAUCAAAGCUUUCAUUGUCCGAGGGUUUUGGAUUGAUUAUACGAAGAAGAAGCAGACGCAGUUCUGCGACCUGCACCCGAUCGUCUUCUUUCCUUCAAGGUAGCUUGGUGAGCAAUUUAGCAUUCAUAGACCAUUCUUACAUAUCUCAAGAAGUGGUCAAAACAGCAGCAGCAGACAGUAAAAGAAGAGGAUUGCAAGUCUCUUACCAUUUAUCAUGCGGUCUUUUGAAAAACUAGCAGGGGCAAGUCUGUUUGAAGCAUCGAAUUUUGAGAUGAAAGCCAAGAAUCAGGACACAUCGGUUAGAAAAGAACAGAAGACUCUGGACAACCUCAUUAGACAAACCAUUGGAAAGGAUUCUCUUUUAUCAUUUCCACGGUCAGGAGAAAAUCCUGCCCAAUUGAUUCACCUUCUUCAUGCCUUCGAGCAACAGAGUGGGAACAAGUUUUCAAAAGGCUCAACAGUUGAGCAUGGAAUGGAUUCAAAAGAUUUCACACAAGAGCAGAAUGGAGUUGCUACUCCAUUUUCAACAGAAACAAGUACUAUAAAGGAGUCACUACAUAGUAAUCCAAAGGAAUCAAGAUCAUUUGGAAACAGCCAGCAGAAUCCAAUGGAGCAUAUGUCUUCCCUCAAGUUCCCGGAGGCUGUUGUUGCUAUUGCCCAGGCUGCUGCAAAGGUCAAUGGUGAGCCUGAAAAAUAUCUUCCUGGAUGGCCAUUAUUAUCUAAGGUGCAAAUGCUUAAAUGCGAGAAAUGCUCACGGGAGUUUGUUUCUCCUCUUAAUCAUCGUAGACAUAUACGAGUGCAUCGUCGCCUUCUAAACCUGGAAAAGGGUGACUCACGGAAAAAAAGGGCAGAUUUAGCUGAGUUUUGGGACAGACUUUCUGUGGAUGACGCAAGACAAAUUCUGUCACUUAAGAACGUAAUGCUGGAGGAAGUAUCUGGUUCGUCUAUUAUUAAGGAUAUGACAUCAUUUAUUCGCAAACCUGGUCGUCUAUUGCCACAGUUCUAUGUCAAAGCUGGGGCUGCUCUCCUGGAUGUGGCUCAAAUGAAGUCUUCUAGAUUUCCACUUUCGGCUGCUGAUCUAUUUAGUAUACUAGAUGAUGCAAGUGAGAAAACUUUUUUAUCUCCGGGUACAGCUCUUUCCGUGCAAAAAUUUGUAUUUGCUGGAGAAGCAGGGAAUGCUAUUCUUGAAGUCAGGAACCUGGUGGCCUCCAUGGGGUUCUUGGUUGAGCAGAAACUUGUAAAAGCCUGGCUUCUUGACAAGGAUGUAGAGGCUCUUCGGUGUCAAAAAUUGCUUGUUGAGGAAGAGGAAGCUGCUGAAAAAAGGCGAGCAGAACAACUUGAAAGGAAACGCCUUAAGAAAUUAAGGCAGAAAGAGUUGAAAGAAAAAGAGCAGGUGAUUAAUGUGGAAAUUGUGUAUAUUCCAACAAGUUCUCCAGAGGUUGAAGCAGGAGGAUCUCUUACUGCAAUAUCAAGUUCUUCCAGCACAUUAUCUGAAGAUGCAUCUCCUAGACAGAUUCCAGCCGCAAGCUGUGCAGAUUAUUACAAUGAUACAACGGUUGCUAGAGAAAAUGACUUAAUGUCUAAUGCAGAUCAUAUAGGGCCUCCUGAUAUGAAUUUAGAAUCCAGAGUUUCUCUGGAUUCCGCAACAGGAGUUCCAGUAGAUCCAGAGUUGGAUUAUGCCAAUCAGCAGGGAAAAUGGCAGGAUAAAGCUUGUACUAAUGUUAAUUUUGUGAGGAGUGGGAGAGAAAGGAAAAGUUCUAUGGAAACAGAUCUGGUUCUCUCUCAGAAGUAUGUUUCUGGAUGUAAAAACCAACAAACCUUUCUGAAGAGAACGAAGAAAUCUUCCAAUGCUUCAUCAUCUUGGCAGGUCUCUUCUUCAAAUGGGGUCUUAAUUUCUGAUUCAGUAUCAGGCCAGAGGUUUGGUAGUAGCAACAAAUCACUGGCCCAGCGAAACUCCUUAGGAGGUAAUGUGUACCGAAUUUGGACAAAAAAAGUUCAUCAGAUGCCUAUGGAAAACAUCAACAUAGCUUCUAAAACUGAAGAUAGACCAAAAGAUGGUGCAGAUGCUGCUUGUGAGGUGAAACUGGGUGAUUCCCUUAAGUCUUCAUCUGAUUUUUCAGACAGUGGGCUAACUUGUGAGAGCACUUUAAUGACAGUGCAGGAAGACUCUGGUAUUAUGGCUGUUGAAACAAGUACAAUAUCUGAUGUGAAUGAUGCACAAAUAACUCCUAUUCUGAAUGAUGAUAGUGUUACUAGCCAUUGUACAAAUCCAGAAGUCACUGGUGGUGAACUGUUGAUUGGGUCAAUGUCUCUAUGUCUUGAUAGUUUUCCAAAUGGAGUAUCAAAGCCAAGGCAAGUCUAUAAGAAAGGCAUUCUAUCGGAGGAAUGUGAAUGCAGUGCUGAUGGGAAGGGCUAUAAUUCAAUUUGUAAUUGCUUUGACAGUUAUACUGAAUGUACAAGUGCUUCGAGUACUGCUAGACCAUUGCAGUUAAGAGUGAUAAAUAGUUCCACUGCUAAAUCUCACAGAGCUUGUGCCGAUUCACCGAGUGGCAGGGAUUGUCUUGGACAUCCACCUAAGCAGACUGGUCAAGGAAUGUUUGGCAAGCAGGAACUUAGGCAGGAUGGGAUUAGUAAGCCUGGGACAAAGAUUUGGCGACCUAUUAGCAAUGCUACAGACUGUAGAGGGGAAGAAGGUAUAACAGACUCUAUUAUGAACAGUGUUCAAAUAGAAGACUUAAUGAUUGAUUCCCAAGGAAGCGCUGCAAUCAAUGCAAGUGCUCACUUCCCUUUGAAACAUGAGAACUCAAGACAUCUGAUUUGUACUCAAAAUGGAGACAGUUGCUUUGCUGAUUCUGAAUCUGAACCAAAAAUUGAUGCUCAUCAAAAUGAAAAACAAUUUGGAGAAACUGUUGAUAGAACCUUAAGAAAUGAAAACAAACUUCAGCUUUUAGACACCACAAAGGAAGGAAAUGAAUGCUUUAGUAGGAACCAGAAUGAAAUUGUUGAAACUGUUGACCAGCGUGAAACUAAUUUUGGAUCAGCUUGUGAUGCAGCAGCAGCUUUCCUUUCUCGAAGAUGGGAAGUUGCAGUUAUGAGCAGUGAAGCGGAGGUUCUAGAAUGCUUGGAUUCUAGUGCAGUUGAAGGGAAUUUCAGUGUGUCUUCUGUAGGUUCUGAAAGUGGUCGCUUGAUUUCUGGAACAGACUCAGAAACCAAUUAUGUCUCAGGUGCAAGUUUUCAGUCUAAAGAUGGAAGUGACAGUUCAAAUGCUUUUCAGGGAAGGCAAAAAUCAUUUGAUUGUGGCUUUGGAGUUUUUACUGGUGGAUCUUCAAGUUCACACUAUUCACAGGUAGCAGAGAUUCUGGAAAUAGAAAGUAAGGGUGAUUUUAUUAAACCAUCUGCAUUAAAGCCAGAAAUAGAGCAUCUGAAAUACAUGCCAAGGCAAAGAAAUUGAGAAUGUGAUGAAACUGUCACUGUUUGAUGUAUUUCUCAUGUGCCCAAGGGCUCCAACAACGGAUGUGCUUGGAUAGCUUUGAUUUAGUCCAUUUUGGAGUUAUUGUUGCAGAAUACUCUAUGCUAUUGGGUGGAACUCAAGGCUGCAUUUCAGUUCUGCUUCGUGUAUUGGGGCUAUGUAAGCCUCAAAUUUAGAUUCCAUUCAUCAGAAUGAAGGCUUGUCUGCCUGUCAAACCUGUAAUGGAUGUUGGAUGCAACGGCUUGUAUAAAAUUGAAAGUGAAUGAGAAUUUAAAUUUGUUCAUCUUGA
Molecule: messenger RNA, 3852 nt
Organism: Cryptomeria japonica (Japanese cedar)
Lineage: Eukaryota; Viridiplantae; Streptophyta; Pinopsida; Cupressales; Cupressaceae
Exons: 10
Coding region: 309-3545 (1078 amino acids)
Source: RefSeq, a predicted model, not a curated record